GGAUGCUGCUGCUUUUUCCAGACCAAAGGUUUUUGGUUUUUCCAUCAAAAUUUGUUGAUUUAAAAACGACAAAAACUAAAUCCCUAACCAGUUGUGUCAUUGUAGUGUAAAGGUGCAUUAAUUUGCCAGUGAAAUAUAAAAUGAAUUAAAUUCUCAGCUCUGCAAAAGAAAUCGCAAUCGUCACACCUUUUCGUCUGCCCACACACCAACACCAGCGGAGUACCCAAGGCAAAGACUAAUACAACUGCAAGAAAAGGCAACAAACACAAGUGAACUAAUCGAACGAUCGAAAGUCUACGACUGCGAGUGCCAAGGUACUUUUAAGUACUUUUAAAUCGACUCUUACGCUCUGUGCAUUUCUGCGUGAAAGUAGCAUAGCAUUUGGAAAUAUUACGCAAGUAUUAUUUCUGGUUAUAUCUGUUGAAUAAUCAUGGCUCAGUAAAAAUGAAUCCUCAACGAGAAUACUUUGCCCAACGCACUCCGUGUGGAGACAAAAGCAAGACGCAAUUUUCUGCCGAUUGGCAGGUAUCUAAUACUAUCGCCCCCACUGCCCCCAAUUCCUCUUACUUCUACGAGCAAAAUGGACAACAACAACAAGAAGCAACAACAUGCCAGAACGAGCAAAUCGUCUGGUGAAACCCAACGCAAGUCCAGUGAAUUGCAUGCCAACACCAAACAGCGCAAUAGCCGCAGACGCGAGCAGCUUCCAACGCCACGCAACGACCAGCAACAGCAGCAGCCGAGGAACCCCAAACAGCAGCAACAACCUGCUAAACUUCGUCCCAAUGUGGACAAGCGUCCGAGGGCGCGAGGCAGCGGCGGCAGUGCUGCUGGCUACUAUGGCCCCACCGACGGAGCUUACGAUGGCCCUGAAUCCGGGCAUCAAGACGGGGCUUACGGCGGCACCGGACUAGCAACCACCAGUAGCGGCUACCCGCGUAGCGACUUUGACUAUGAACUAAACUCUGUCUAUGCGCAGGGCAGCAAGAAGCAGAAUCUGAACCAUCUGCUAAACUUUCAUUGUGUGCCUCGCGACGCGUCGGACACUGGAAAUGGUCAUGGACGCGGCGUCGGUAACCAUUACCAACAUCACAAUGCUGGGCGCAAGCCACGCUACAACAAGGAGCAGUUCCUGCAGGCCAACUUUCAGUUUGUCAUUCGCUCGGGCGCCAAGGCUCAGGUGAAUGGGUCGCCGGACACUUUGAUCGACUGGAACUUCAUUGAGCAAAUCAACAUCCAGACCACGGAGGAACCGCAGUGCCCCAUCUGUCUGUAUCCCCCAGUGGCUGCCAAGCUCACGCGCUGCGGCCAUGCCUACUGCUGGCCCUGCCUCUUGCACUAUCUCUCGCUGAGCGACAAGACCUGGCGCAAGUGCCCCAUCUGCUAUGAUGCCAUCCACGCUGGCGAUCUGAAGAGCUGCACCAUCGAACAGCAGCACGAGAUGAAUGUGGGAGAUCGCAUAACCUUCCAGCUGAUGCGUCGUCGCAAGGGCUGCAUGUACAUCGAGCGUUCCGGCGUUGGGGUAGGACUAGGGGAAUUUAUCGAACGUUUUCCCCUGCUCAGUGCCGGUGACGAGGCCAAGCGAUACUCAAAGUUUCUGAUUGCCAAGCGUGCGGAUGUGGCGGCCAUCAUUGAAAGAGAGCGACGCGAACUAUUGGCAGAGUCGGAUGUAUCCUGCCCGGAGGAUAUAUUCACCCAGCAGGCACUGCUAAUGCUGAACGAGCGUCUCGAGAAGCUGGGCCUCAAAGAGGAUGAGGAGUCGCCGCUGGAGGAGCAGCCACCGCCAUCACCAGCAGCCCUGAGUCAGGAGAGCGAAACUAAAAUUGAUAUUGACAAACCGGACGAUGCCUCCAUUUCAUCGGGCGAGGCUUCUAGCAGCAUUGGCAGCGCCCACAGUGGCAGCAAAUAUUAUUACUUCUACCAGUCAAACGAUGGACAAAACAUCUACUUGCAUCCCCUGAAUGUGAAGAUGCUGCAGGCCUGCUAUGGCACGCUGGAUCAGGGUCCACUGGUGAUUGAGUCGCUGAUUCUGCAGAAGGAGCAGCACUCCAUGGAUGAGGAGCAUCGCCGGAAGUUCACUUGUUUGGGCCACCUGCCCCUCACUUGUCAGUUUUCUGUUGUGGAAGUGGAACUUCAACCACCAGUCGUCUCUGGGGGCAUACUCAAGUUGUUUAAGGAGGAUAUUUUGCAUCGUAAGAAGGAACGUCAGCGUCGCGAUCGUGAAGAACGCAAACGGGAGCAGCACAUCAAUGAGAUCAACGAUCGUCAAAUGGGCAAACUGAUUGCCAGUGCUGCAAACCUGAAUCUUGAGUCCUCCCAUGAGUUUCCCACUUGUGGCUUUGAGGAGGCUUUGCCAUCGCCCAGCGGUGCAGCGCCAAUGAUUAACAGGCAGGAGAGUCAUGCAGCCAGUCCCAAGCAGGAGCUGUGGCCCACCAUCGGCAGUGGCUCGCCAGUCAGCAGCGGUGGCGGCGGCGCUAUAGCAUCUGUGGGUGCCUGGGGACGCUCGGCUCCUCCUCCAGCCCCAAGGGCCAUGCCAACGAUGAGGAGCGAUGACGACCAAGACCAGCGCUCUGUGGGCCACUGGGGUCUGGGUGAGCUGCUUGUCGGGGCUUUGGAUCAGCAGAAGCAGCAGCAGCCGCGUGGUGGCAAGCCAAGCAAGAAGGCCAAGGCCAAGAAAAUGGUUCCACUGUUUGCCAUGGGCAUGAACAGAGCGCCAUGAAAGAAGCUAAAAUGAGCGAAAGAAAUGAAUGUACGACGCUUUUCUGCUACUGAACACUUCAACGUUAUUUCAAAUCAACGAUUGAUAUUUGAACUAUAAUUUAAUCCAACAUUUUAUCCAUAUGCAUAACCAUUUACAUUUAAUCCAAUAAAAGCAGCAAGCACACACGUACUAGAAA
Drosophila guanche is the source of this 2897-nucleotide messenger RNA. Its product is annotated as RING finger protein 10. NCBI's taxonomy places the organism in Eukaryota, Metazoa, Arthropoda, Insecta, Diptera, Drosophilidae. The record is from RefSeq and is a predicted model, not a curated record. Gene Ontology annotation, molecular function: metal ion binding; transcription cis-regulatory region binding. Gene Ontology annotation, biological process: positive regulation of transcription by RNA polymerase II. The transcript has 4 exons. Bases 581 to 2719 code for a protein of 712 amino acids.